AGUGCAAAUGAUUUGUAAACUCCAAUUGAUCAUUUACUUCUUUGUUCUUCUUCUUCAUCCACUAGCAUCAGCUUCUAGCUCGGCUCAUAAACCAGGCUGCCCUGCCCGAUGCGGAAAAGUAACGAUUCCGUAUCCGUUUGGAGUCGGGUUGGGUUGCUCACUCGGGUCAUCAUUUAACAUCUCUUGCAAUACUUCCACCACCCCUCCCAAACCUUACAUUUACAUUGGUGACAGUGAUACCCCUUUCGAAGUGGUCGAAAUAAGAGUUGAUGACCCGGCCCAUAUUCGGAUCAAGUACCCGUUCCUUCUGUACACUGCUUGCUACAACAAAUCUUCAGGAAUGUUGUGGGAUUUCAACCGUAUUAAUCUGUUGUCGACCCAAUAUACAUUGUCGGAAGACAACUGGAUUACCGCCAUUGGCUGCGAUGAUGCUAUGACGACCACCACAUACAUAGGUGACAGCGACCAAGCAAUCCGUGACGGCUGCAUAAGCAUCUGUUUUGACGAUCACGGUUCAUACGGAACUUGCCCCAGAAAUGGCGACGGGAAUUCCAGAGGUGACGGCUGUUGCCGGUCACCCGUUCCCAAAGGUGCUUCGUACCUUUCCGCGAGUUUAACAGACUUGAGUAGAAGCUGGAAUAGUACAAGGGUUUUCUCUUGCAGCUAUGCCUUUGUCAGGGAGAAGGGAAGCCGGGUAAACUCGCAGUAUUCAUAUGACUACUCCAUCCUCAACCAAAACAAUACGGCGAUCUUACAUGAUUAUCAUGUGGUGCGCUUGGACUGGAGGCUCGGCAACCAGAAUUGCUCCAAAACACCGCGGAAUUCUAGUUUUGCUUGCCAGCCUAACGCUCAAUGUGUUGAUUUUGGUGCUAAUGUUGGGGGAUACCUCUGCAAAUGCUCCAAAGGAUUCCAAGGCAAUCCAUACCUCGACUCUAGCUGUCGAGAUAUUGAUGAAUGUGCCAAUAGAACUCUUGAUCCAUGUGUUGUUAAUUCCAAGUGCAUCAACACUCAUGGCUCUGCCAACUGCUCUUGCAAAAAAGGCUAUUAUGGUGAUGGAAUGAAAAACGGAAAAGGUUGCACACUUUUGCCAACUUCCAAUAUAGCAAAAUUUGUUGUAAUAGGUCUAGCCUCUGCUUUGGGACUUCUAUUGCUUCUUUUGUUAUGUUUUUGGUUGCAUAAGGUGUUUGAGAAGAAAAAGAAAAAAAUCCGCAAAGAAAAAUUCUUCAAACACCUUGCGUCGCAACAACAAACAAGCGAGGGCGCAUUUGGGAAAACCAAACUUUUCACCACAAAAGAAUUGGAGAAGGCCACCGAUCAUUUUAAUGAAAGCCGCAUAUGUGGACGAGGAGGGCAAGGCAUCGUCUACAAAGGUAUGUUGUCUGAUGGUACUAUUGUAGCCAUCAAGAAACUAAAGGAGGUUGAUGAGAAUCAAGUGGAACAGUUCAUAAAUGAGGUUGUGAUACUAUCACAAAUCAAUCAUAAGAAUGUGGUUAGAUUAUUAGGAUGUUGUUUGGCGACUAAUGCUCCUCAACUUGUAUAUGAGUUCUUACCAAACGGAACCCUCUUCGAUUUUAUUCAUCACCCCAAAAUCGAAUUCCCACUUACAUGGAACAUGCGACUGAAAAUAGCUGCAGAUGUAGCAGGGGCAUUGGCUUAUUUACACUUUGCAUCUUCUACACCCAUUUAUCAUAGAGAUAUCAAGUCCACUAAUAUCCUUUUAGAUGAAAAGUAUAUUGUCAAAGUAUCAGAUUUUGGAAUUUCUAAACUUGUCCAAGUAGAUCAGACUCAUUUAACCACGCUGGUUAAAGGAACAUUUGGGUAUUUAGAUCCAGAGUAUUACGAAACAAGUCAAUACACGGAAAAGAGUGAUGUUUAUAGCUUUGGUGUGGUUCUUCUCGAACUUCUAACAAGUCAAAGACCAAUAUCUUUGGAGAGGCCUGAAAUGGGAAGAAAUCUAGCAGCACAUUUCCUUUCCUACAUGGAAGCAGACAAUCUUGAAGCCAUUUUAGACACUCAAGUUUCCGAGGAAGGUGCUAAGGAGGAGGUUAUAGCAGUUGCAAGGCUUGCAAGAAGAUGUUUAAAUGUUAAGGGGAAAAUGAGGCCAACCAUGAAGGAAGUGGCCACAGAAUUGGAAAGCUUAAUGAUAUCUCAAAUUCCUAAGCCUGAAGAAGCAACAGUGUCUGAAGCCAAGCACAUGAUGUUUUCAGACAUUGAGUACACUUGGACAGCCAGUGAUCAUACUUCAUGAUUGAAUGCAUUAUGUCCAAAGGUGUGUGAUACUCUAUUAUUAAUGCCAAUUUUAUGAUUGUUUAUAAUUUAAGAUUGUAUUUCAUUUUCUAUUUUGUGGAACCAGCUGCUCCUUUUCCUUUUAUUUUUCUUUUGUUCUAUGUCAUAAAAGUUAUUCCAUUA
Messenger RNA from Salvia hispanica, 2409 nucleotides. RefSeq names its product wall-associated receptor kinase-like 8. Gene Ontology annotation, molecular function: calcium ion binding; protein serine/threonine kinase activity; ATP binding. Gene Ontology annotation, cellular component: plasma membrane. Gene Ontology annotation, biological process: cell surface receptor signaling pathway; protein phosphorylation. The record is from RefSeq and is a predicted model, not a curated record. NCBI's taxonomy places the organism in Eukaryota, Viridiplantae, Streptophyta, Magnoliopsida, Lamiales, Lamiaceae.